This is a messenger RNA of Penicillium olsonii, 1692 nucleotides long. Lineage: Eukaryota; Fungi; Ascomycota; Eurotiomycetes; Eurotiales; Aspergillaceae. The record is from the annotation of a GenBank genome assembly.
AUGCCACCAGAUCGGGGCCGAGCCUCCCGUGCGUGCACCUCUUGUCGCAAACAAAAGACAAGAUGCUAUGAGCCCGGAAUCCCAGGACGAGCAUGUCUCCGCUGUGAUCGACUAAGACAAAGCUGUUCACUCAUGCGUCUCGAUGUUUCAGACGAAGAAACCAUUGCCCCCGCACAAUCGGGCACGGAUGCACGAUUGGAACGCUUGGAAAAAAGCGUAGCUACUCUUCUCGAUCGACUUGGGGAAGGGCCCAGGACUGCUCGAGAAUCGAGUAGAGCUGACACUGAACAGUCGAGCCCAGCCUCGUAUAAGGACACGGAAACCUCCGCUCCAAUGAUGGUCAUCCGCGAUCUGGCAACGGAUAACGGCAUUAAACCAGCAUCCGAUGCUCGAUCGUUGCCGCUGGUUCUGGAUAAUCUUAUUUCCCCGGAACUUGGUCUUGAGUUAAUCACAAUUUUUCUGGAAUAUUACGGAAGAUGGGUCCUUUUCGACCCGGAGUGCGAGCCCAUUGAACUUCUCCGCCAAGUGAGGAAAUCCACUCUGCUAUUUUGUGCCUGCUGUCUGAUCGCCGUGCGGCACACUUCCGAAGAACUGGCUGCGAGUCUCGCCCCCCAGCUGUGCGAGUAUGCACGCUCCCUGGUAUCGACCACGCUUCUGGUUGCCCCGCAGUCAAUUGAUUUCUUUCAAGCUACCUUGAUAUUAUCAAUGUGGUCCACGACCGUGGGACAGGUGCCCUUGAGCAUUGAUAGUUGGCUUUUGAGCGGGUUCGCAUUGCAGCAUGCACAGUCCAGUCCGCUGUUUACGACUGUUACGACGCAGUCAGCCCCUCCAAAUCGAAUCGACGUCGAAACUUUGGAUCAUUGUUACCUGUGGAACCAUCUUUGUCUUGCGCAUAUGCAUUACUGUGUUGGCACUAGUCGAAGAUCCAUGCUGCAGCCGUGGCAAAUUGAAAGAUGUCGUGCAAUAGUUGCUUCGGACCACGCAAUCAAUUUUGAAGUGCGCAUGGUCGCGGAGAUUCAUUUGUACUGGACUGUUUAUGAACAUCUAGUACAUGAAUCGGUUGAUCUACUCAAAUCAGUGGCUGCUUUGCAGAGUUGGCGGAGGAAAUGGGAGUUUGUUCUAGAGCAACCAAGAUCGCAAUUCCUCUCGAUGGGGUUCCAUUUCUCUCAUCUUCUUCUUUACGAGCAUUCUCUUAAACUGAAAUCUGCUCGAUCCCGCGAGUCCGUGGUCUCUGAAAUGAUCCGUCAUUCAACCGCGAUUGUGCAUCUAGCCAUGGAAACGGUUGAUGAACGCACAAGACAUCUUACCGAUCACAUCUAUCAUAUGAUCACGUUUGCCGCCAUUGUCAUCUGCCGCCUGCUGAACGGCUACCACGAGCAAGUAGCCUCGACUCACGAUGUCGAGCAAUUAGAUUCCCUGAUUAAUGACCUCGUGCAAUGGCUCUAUUGUAUUGGUCUGCCUUGUCAUGCGGCACAUACUCUUGGAAACAUCAUUGCCAAAGUACACCAAAAAUUGCGACCUCGUGUGGAGGCGACGCCACCUGUUGUGCAAACCGAUGAAUCACUCGGUGAAUUCAACAAUUACUACUUCCCGGAAUUCCUUGGUCUGGGGAUGUCCGCUGAUGGAAAUUGGGAUCUUCUCUCAAACAUGGGGCUCUUUCCCCCAAGUCCCUCCAUUCCUAGGCCUGAUUGA